AUGGCGGUGGGAGACGGUUCCAGUCAGACAGAUAUACUGGCAAGCAACAGAUCAACCGGAGAGGGAAGAUCCGCAUGUCUCUUUCAAGGGCGACUCAGAGAAGGUAAAGAAGAAGGAGUUUGUGUCAUCACGGAACCAGAGCACACCGAUACCACGUACCUUCAUCGCAUCUCCUACACCACCGUCUUGAUCAUCAUCCCAACAACAUCGUCGACUUCGUUGUUGUUGUUGUUGUUGUCGUCGUCGUUAAGAAGAAAAGAAAAUUUUCUUCUUUUUAAGCGCACGAAAAAAACAAGCGUCCCACGUGACCUUGUCCCAAACGGGCUAGCGCGGCCGUCCGUUUUGCCUCUUCGAAGUUUUGAAGUCGAACGCAGCAAAGUCGACGACGACGACGACGAACAGCGCACAGCGACGAAGACAAGCGACGACGACAAGCGACGACGACGAAGACGACGCAGCGAAGAGACGAGAACGACGCGGGCUGACCUUCUCGGCGCUGCUCUCGACCUGAUG
Messenger RNA from Trichophyton verrucosum HKI 0517, 513 nucleotides. RefSeq lists its product as uncharacterized. The transcript has a single exon. The record is from RefSeq and is a predicted model, not a curated record. Lineage: Eukaryota; Fungi; Ascomycota; Eurotiomycetes; Onygenales; Arthrodermataceae. The annotation marks the transcript as partial.